CCAACAAUAAGUCACCAAUCUGCGCUUUUAACAGGGCCGUUGACGAAACUGGUCAGUUUCUCUUUUACAAAAAAUGAGAAUUCUGUCCAUUUCAUGCCUGCUAUGGACUAUUCUUUUCAUCGAAAUGUCUCCGCACUAAUCGACAGCCCGAUCGGAUGUGUGUUACUAAGUGUGAUCCUUUAACUGGCUGCAGGGCUGAAGAAAAAUGUCUUUGCGAUGGCGACUGUGGGUAUAGUUGUGUAAAGAGAGAUUUAUCCUGCGGAAGGCCACCACGGGUGUCCAACGCUCGACCUCGGUACCCAGCCACUAAUUUCAGUUCCAUUGUUACUUACGUUUGUAACGAGGGUCACACAUUGUCCGGAGCAGCCAAGAGAACUUGCCGGGCAAAUGGCAGGUGGGACGGCGUGGGACCUAACUGCUUAAAAAUGUGUUCUUUACCAACAAUUCCAUUUUCUACGUACAUCGCAAAGCCCGUAAAUUACACCCGGAGAUACAGGACUGGUGAGAGAAUAACUUUGGCCUGCAAAAAAGGGUUUAAAAAGAAACCGGGCGGUAAUCCUGUAAGAAUCUGCAUCAGCGGGUUGUGGACUCGAUUUCCUUUUCAGUGCGAAGGUACCCACGCGUGUAAAAGAACCAUCCGAGCCCCCAGAACUAAAUGCACACAAGAGUGUAGUCCUCAAAGUGGGUGUGGUUCAGAUAAAUACAAGUGCCUUUGUGAUGGAAGUUGUGGGUUCAGUUGCGUGGAAAUAGGAAUGUCUUGCGGAAAUCCACCGUCAAUCAGCAAUGGCAACCUCGUUUACAAUAACACAAGUUACAACUCAACCGCUCAUUACUCCUGCAAUGAAGGAUACAAUUUGAAUACAGCUCCAGUCAAGAGAUGCACCGCUAAGAAACGCUGGGAAGGCCUCACUCCUAGAUGCUUGAAAGACUGCAAACCCCCAACUAUUCCUAGAAACGCGAACAUUUCAAAUCCGAGCAAAAAAUACCAUUCUGGUUAUAAAGUCACAUUCAAAUGUAAUGAAGGUUACAACCAGGAAGGGAUGGCGACUCAAAUGUGUUUCCUUGGUUCGUGGACCGUGUUGCCUUUCAAAUGUACAGAAGGAGGAUGUGGGGACCCAGGCACACCUGAGAAUGGUCGGAAGCUGGGAGUCACCUAUUCUGUUAAUAGCAAGGUCUACUUUGAUUGUGACUUGGGCUAUGAACUAGAGGGGUCAGCAGACCGCAAGUGUCAACUAAAUGGAACUUGGACAGGAAUUCAACCAGAUUGUAAAGUUGUAAAUUGUGGCUUUCCGCCUCGACCAAAGAAUGGAACAUUUAUUGGUAACGAAACAACUUUCAGAAGUGAGCUCGAAUUCAGAUGUGACGAAGGUUUUGAAUUGCAAGGCAGUGCCAGAAGAAUGUGCACCACGGACAAAAGCUGGACCGGGAAGGAUGUGACAUGUAAUGCUGUUGACUGUGGGAGCCUCGAUCCUCCCAAGAACGGCUCUUUAAUCGUAAAAGAAACUACUUACCCAAACCAUGCGGAGAUCAGGUGCGAUGAAGGAUUCACCCUGCUCGGAUCACGAAGACGAACAUGUCAAGCGAACGGAACGUGGAGUGGAAAUAUAGCGGAAUGUAAAGCGGUUGACUGUGGUGCUUUAUCCGUCCCUACCAAUGGUUCUUUCAUUGGCACCGAAACGACAUUUCCUAACGAGAUAAGAUUCCGUUGCGACACUGGAUUCGAUCUGUUUGGGUCCUCUGUAAGGAUGUGCAUGCCUGACAAGAGCUGGAAUGGUGUAAAGACAGUUUGUAAAGCCGUGGACUGUGGGAAGCUUCCUCAUCCCACGAACGGCUCAGUGAUAGGGAAAGAGACAACCUUCCCGAACGAAGUGGAAAUCAGCUGUGACAAAGGUUUCAUUUUACGUGGAUCUCACCGUAGGAAAUGUAAAGCGGACAGAAAUUGGAGCGGAGACACUACAGUCUGUGAAGCCAUCAACUGCGGCAAGCCAACACUGCCAGACCAUGGGUCCGUCUCAGGAGUAUCUACUAGAUACCCUCACUCAAUAACGUUUACUUGCAUUAUCGGAUACGAAAUCUAUGGGUCUGUUGUGAGAAGAUGCCAAGCUAAUGGGACAUGGAGUGGAAAUAAAACUACCUGUAAACCGGUUGACUGUGGGCUCCUUCAGAGACCAAACAAUGGUACUAAGGUCGGCAAUAAAACAACUUUCUUAAAUGAAGUCAGUUUCUUUUGCAACAAGGGAUUUUAUAUGUUGGGAUCCUCAAAGAGAACUUGUCAGGCUGAUAAGCAAUGGAGUGGAGUCAAGACUUUCUGUAGAGCUAAAGACUGUGGGCCCAUUCAAGCACCAAGGAAUGGAACUAAACAUGGAAGUCAGACCACUUAUCUGAACAAAAUUUUGUUCACUUGCGACAAUGGGUUUAAUUUGAUUGGCUCAAAUGAGAGACAGUGUACAUCAGAUGGAGUUUGGAGUGGUGCUGAAACUUUGUGUGAAGCCAAAGACUGUGGACCAAUACGCACACCCAUAAAUGGCACCAAACAUGGUACAAAAACCACUUACCCAAGCAGGGUCACAGUUACCUGUAACAGUGGCUUUCAUUUAAGAGGUUCAUCUGAACGGGAAUGCAUGUCAGAUGGUGUGUGGAGUGGAGUUGAAGCAUAUUGUGAAGCUAAAGACUGUGGCUCGCUUGAGAUUCCCACAAAUGGAUCCUUAGUUGGACUGACCCUGACAACUUUUCCAAACUCCUUGACCUUUGCUUGUGAUGAUGGGUUUGAACUGAAAGGAUCUGUAGUAAGAUAUUGUCAAGCAAAUGCAUUGUGGAGUGGUAAUAAAACCUUUUGUCAAGCUAAAGAUUGUGGACCAAUUGAAUCACCAACCAACGGAUCCCUUUUUUUUGGAGACAGAACAACUUAUCCUCACAUAGUGCUGUUCAGUUGUGACAAGGGGUUUCUGCUGAAAGGAUCAAACCUCAGACGUUGCACCUCAGAAGGUGUUUGGAGUGGAAUGCCAGCCUCGUGUGAAGCCAGGGACUGUGGUCCACUUCCUUUCCUAUUGAAUGGAACUGCCAUUGGGCAAAGGACGGUUUAUCCUAAUGAAAUAAUAUUUAACUGUGAUGCUGGAUUCAACUUGGUUGGCUCAAGGAUAAGGAGAUGUCAGUCCACUGGAAUUUGGAGUGGAAAGCAAACUUCCUGCCAAGCGCUGGACUGUGGUCACAUCAAAACGCCACAGAAUGGAAGUAAAUUCGGAGAGGAAACAACGUAUCCUCAUUCCAUAAGAUUUUCUUGUGACGAAGGCUUCAUACUUUUGGGAUCUUCUGUAAGAUACUGUCUUUCCACUGGAAUAUGGAGUGGUCAGCAGGCUUUGUGUCAAGCCAAAGACUGCGGUCCACUUGCAUUGCCGUUAAAUGGAUCUUCCUUUGGAAGCGACACUACCUUCCCAGAUGUCAUAUCAUUCUACUGCGAUGUCGGCUUCAUAAUGAUUGGGACACAAACAAGAAAAUGUCAGGCAAACGGCAAAUGGAGUGGCAACGAAACAACUUGUAGAGCUGUUGAAUGCGGUUCCCUAGCGAUUCCAACGAAUGGUUCUACGUAUGGCGAACUUACUACUUAUCCCAAUAAGGUGUACUUCAAUUGCGAUGAGGGAUUUGUCCUCCAAGGAUCUUCUAUAAGAGUUUGCAUGGCAAAUGGAUCUUGGAGUGGAACUGAGACUCUCUGUGAAGCUAUUAACUGCGGUGAAUUAGCUGUUCCGCAAAAUGGAACGUUGCAGGGAUCUGCCACUACCUUCCCGAAUGGAGUUGAUUUUUCUUGCGACGAGGGCUUUGUGCUCGAAGGAUCUGAUUUCAGAAGGUGCCAAGCCAAUGGAACAUGGAGUGGAGGGAACACGUAUUGCAGAGCUAAAGACUGUGGAAAAUUACCUUUUCCAAUGAAUGGUUCAGUUUUUGGAAGUCAAACUACUUUUCCAAACAAGCUACAAUUCUCAUGUGACAACGGCUUUGACCUGAUUGGGUCCACUGUCAGGAGGUGUGAGGCAGACGGGAUGUGGAGUGGACAACAAACAGCUUGUCAAGCUAUUGAUUGUGGACCAUUGCCUUUACUUCUAAAUGGCACCUAUCUAGGAAAUUUGACCACGUAUCCAAAUGAGGUGUUAUCAUUCUGCGAUGAGGGGUUUUUGUUAAGAGGUUCAGCACGAAGAUUCUGCCAGGCGAACAGAACUUGGAGCGGCAUCCAAACAACAUGUGCAGCGGUUGAUUGUGGACCUCUACCUGUUCUUAUCAAUGGUUCUUCUUACGGAUCGCUGACCUACUUUCCGAAUUCGAUACAAUUUUUUUGUGAUUCUGGAUUUCUUUUGAGAGGCUCAUCAGGGAGAAGUUGUUUACCUACUGGUUUGUGGAGCGGAAGCAAUACCACCUGUGAAGCAAUUGAUUGCGGAACACUUGCUGUGCCUGUGAAUGGGAGUUUUAAGGGAACCAGGACUUAUUUUCCGAACGUAUUACAGUUUUCUUGCGAUGAAGGCUUUAUCCUGGGCGGGGCUACAGAAAGGCAAUGUUUAGCCGACGGUUCAUGGAGCGGAAAUGACAUAUCAUGCAAAGCGGUUGACUGUGGCCCUUUGCCUGUUCCAAGAAAUGGAUCCUCUCAUGGCGACAUGACUGUUUACCCCAAUAGUGUCUGGUUUUUCUGUGACGCUGGAUUCUUUCUGAAGGGAUCGUCGAGAAGAAUAUGCCAGGCAAAUGGAACUUGGAGUGGCUCUUUGGCAAACUGCAAUCCUGUUGAAUGCGGACAAGUCGCAGCCCCUGCAAAUGGCUCUGUACGUGGAAAUUACACAACAUUCCCAAACAAACUGCAUUUUUACUGCGACGAUGGAUUUAUACUGAGCGGAUCGUUUAUAAGACGUUGUACUGAAACUGGGACAUGGAGUGGUGAACAAACAGUGUGCAUUGCGAAGGACUGUGGCCUCCUUAGGACUCCUCGGAAUGGUUCCAUGUUGGGAACUGAGACCACCUUUCCCAAUGUGGUAACAUUUACUUGUGAUGAAGGGUUUUUGAUGGAUGGUCCGAACAGCAGGAGAUGCCAAAACGAUGGAACUUGGAGUGGAAACGAAACAAUAUGCGCAGCCAUUGAUUGUGGGCAGUUAAAGAGUCCUACAAAUGGAUCAUUGCAUGGUGAACGUACAGUGUUUCCUGAAAGCUUACGAUUUAGUUGUGAUAUUGGUUUUGUAAUGGGUGGAUCACCUGUUCGACAAUGCCAACCAAACGGAACAUGGAAUGGGACUGAAACCACUUGCAGUGCGAUUGAUUGUGGUAGACCUCCAACUCCACUAAAUGGCUCAGUGUAUGGAGAUAAAACCACGUAUCCUAACAUUUGGCACUUUUCAUGUGACGAGGGGUUCACUCAGCAUGGUUCUACAGAAAGGAGGUGUCAGCCAAAUGGAACUUGGAGUGGGAAGAAUACUUUUUGCCAAGCAAAUGACUGUGGAAACCUAUCAGUUCCGCAAAACGGAUCCCUGUUUGGGAGUGAGACAACUUUUCCAAACGUCAUUACCUUCAGCUGUGACGAGGGUUUCCUAUUGAAAGGAUCGAAAGUCAGAAAGUGUCAAGCCAAUAAGACAUGGACUGGAAACACUACUUAUUGCGAUGCUGUCGAUUGUGGCUCACUUGACUCUCCAAUGAAUGGCUCUUUUUCCGGUAACCUCACGGUUUUUCCAAAUAGCGUUCGGUUUGAUUGUGAUGCGGGGUUUAUUCUUAGUGGUUCCUCUGUGAGAACGUGUCAGUCGAAUGGUAUCUGGAGCGGAUCUGAAACAAAUUGUAGUGCUAUUGAUUGUGGGCCAUUACCUGUUCCACAAAAUGGAAGUUUAUUGGGCAAAAUGACCGUAUACCCCAGCAUUCUGCAAUUUUCCUGUGACGAAGGAUUUACGCUGCACGGAUCUAGUUACAGAAAGUGUCAAACAAAUGGAGCAUGGAGUGGAAACAGCUCUUUUUGCAAAGCGAACGAUUGUGGUCCUUUGUCAGUACCUACGAACGGCACCUCAUUCGGAAAUCUAACAACGUUUCCAAACGAGAUAAGCUUUACAUGUGAUGAAGGUUUCAUUUUACAUGGAUCUGUUUUGAGACAAUGCCAAGCUAACAAGUUGUGGAGUGGAAAUGACACAUUUUGUGAAGCUGUUGAUUGCGGUCACUUAGACAGUCCAAAGAAUGGCUCGUUGUCCGGCGACUCGACAGUGUUCCCAAGUAGUCUACAAUUUCAGUGUGAUUUGGGGUUCAUUCUUAAAGGAUCCAGAAUUAGAAAGUGCCAAGCGAAUGGCACAUGGCAUGGAUUUAAGACCUCUUGCCAUGCUAUUGAUUGCGGACAGCUACAAGCACCUCACAAUGGAACCAUGAUCGGUAAAAAUACGACCUAUCCCAACAUGCUGUUGUUUACUUGUGAUGUUGGGUUUACACUAGUCGGAGCCGUUGUUAGGAAGUGUCAAGCAAAUGGAACAUGGAGUGGAACCGACGCACUAUGCCAAGCAAAUGACUGCGGACCUUUGUCCGUUCCCUUGAAUGGCAGCCUUACUGGUAAACUGACUACUUAUCCCAACAAGGUCAGCUUUGGUUGUGAUAAAGGUUUUGUUCUGAGAGGGUCUGCAGUGCGACAAUGUCAACCUAAUAAACAGUGGAGUGGAAAUGACACAUUUUGUGAAGCAAAAGAUUGUGGAGUGCUUGCUAUACCCAUGAAUGGAUCGCUGGAAGGAUCACUCACAACCUUUCCGAACAAAAUUAGUUUCGGCUGUGAUGAAGGCUUCAUCCUGAGAGGCUCAAAAGUUCGGAGGUGUCUAUCAAACGGGAAAUGGUGUGGAAACAAAACAUUUUGCGAAGCUGUAGACUGUGGUGUUCUUUCAUCUCCUUUAAAUGGAUCCUCUUCUGGAAAUCGGACGGUGUACCCUAAUAGUGUGCGAUUGUGGUGUGAUUCUGGAUUCGUUUUGCAUGGUUCCUGGCUAAGAACUUGCCAAUCUAAUGGAAAAUGGGAUGGAAACGAAACCAUUUGUGAAGCUAUCGAUUGUGGAGAGCUUAUGACCCCACAGAAUGGCACUAUGUUUGGGAAAGUGACAACGUACCCAAAUAUCUUAAGGUUUAAUUGUGACGAAGGCUUUAUUUUGACCGGAUCGUCUGUGAGGAAAUGCGGAUCUAAUGGUACUUGGAGUGGCAAUGAAACUAAGUGUCAAGCGAAAGAUUGCGGUCCUCUAGCCGUUCCAGUGAACGGCUCGUCUAUUGGCGAUCUGACAGUAUUUCCACACAAAGUCGUCUUCAAUUGCGAUGAAGGAUUUCUCCUCAGCGGCUCUCAUAUCAGGGUUUGUCAAGCUAACGGAACUUGGAGUGGGGAUCAGACAUUCUGUCAAGCUGUUGACUGUGGUCCUUUGUCUGUUCCUGCGAAUGGCUCCUCUCUUGGUGCAGCAACAGUUUUUCCAAAUAGUCAGCAUUUUAUCUGUGAUCCUGGAUUCAUCCUAAACGGAUCUGCUUUAAGGACGUGUCAGCCUAAUGGAACAUGGAGUGGCUUUACAACCACAUGUAGUGCUGUUGACUGUGGUCGGCCUCAACCUUUGCGAAAUGGGAGCGUCAUUGGAGAAAACACAGUGUAUCCAAAUUUUGUCAUUCACAAUUGCGACGAAGGUUUUAUCCUUCGAGGCCCCGCUGAGAUAAAAUGCCAAACUAAUGGAACCUGGAGUCAAACUGAUAGCUUUUGUGAAGCUAAGGAUUGCGGCAAUCUUUCAAAGCCCAUAAAUGGUUCCAUGACGGGUCUUGAAACAACGUUUCCCAACAAAGUUUCUUUUAAUUGCGAUGAAGGAUUUAUUUUAAGUGGUUCAAGUGUGAGGUACUGCCAAUCAAAUGGGUCCUGGAGUGGCACAGAGACCACGUGCACAGCUGUCGACUGUGGUUCUUUACCUGCACCCAUGAAUGGCUCAUCUCAUGGUGUGGCUACAGUGUUCCCCAACGGUAUACAAUUUAGUUGUGAACCUGGCUUUAUUUUAAGUGGUUCAGCGGAGAGAACUUGUCAGCCCAAUGGAACUUGGAGUGGAGUCACAACAGUAUGCACUGCGAUAGAUUGUGGCCCUCUCGCUGUCCCAACAAAUGGCUCCAGUAUUGGUUUUCUUACAACUUUUCCAAACAAGAUCGACUUUAGUUGUGACGAAGGUUUUUUCUUGAGAGGCUCUCAAACCAGGCAUUGUGAGGAAAAUGGAACAUGGAGUGGAAAUCAGACCUUUUGUCAAGCUGUUGAUUGUGGUUCCUUAUCUGUUCCUGUGAACGGCUCCUCUUCUGGUGAUUACACGUUAUUUCCGAAUAGUGUGCUUUUUAACUGUGAUACGGGCUUCAUUCUCAGUGGAUCUACUGUAAGGACAUGCCAGCCUAAUGCGACAUGGAGUGGUUCUCCAACUACUUGCAGUGCCAUUGACUGCGGUUCGUUAUCUGUUCCCAUGAAUGGAUCUUCCUCUGGUAACUCAACGGUGUUCCCCAAUAGCGUACACUUUCAAUGUGAUCCUGGUUUUCUUCUCAAUGGAUCUGCCAUAAGAACUUGUCAGGCAAAUGGGACGUGGGGUGGACUUGAAAGUCUUUGCAUUGCUGUUGAUUGUGGCAAUCCUCAGCCUUUGCAGAAUGGAAGUAUUGUUGGCAAUAAGACAGUCUAUCCAAAUAGUGUCACUCACAGAUGUGAUGAAGGAUUCAUUCUACAUGGCUCCUCAAGGAUUACUUGUCAGACAAAUGGAACAUGGAGCAAAACUUCAAGCUAUUGCGAAGCCAGAAACUGCGGUGUUCUGGAUAUUCCUGUCAAUGGUUCAAUAACUGGAAGCAAAACAACCUAUCCUAGUAAACUUCAUUUUAGCUGCGAUGACGGAUUCAUCUUAAGAGGAUCCACUACAAGACAGUGUCUAGCAGAUGGGACUUGGAGUGGUAAUGACACCUCUUGUGAAGCUGUUGAUUGUGGUCGUCUAUUGGUUCCCGUAAACGGCUCUUCUUCUGGUAACUUCACAGUUUUUCCCAAUAGUGUGAUAUUCAAAUGUGAUCCUGGAUUCAAUCUCUAUGGAUCCCCCAUGAGGAUGUGUCAGGCUAAUGGAACUUGGAGUGGAAAAGCGGUUUCAUGUUCUGCGAAAGAUUGUGGUCCGCUUGCAGCUCCGACGAACGGUUCUUCAAUAGGCGAACUGACAUUUUUUCCAAAUGAGAUCGCCUUUGAUUGUGAUAAAGGUUUUCUUCUCAAGGGCUCUUCCAUCAGGCAUUGUCAAACAAAUGGGAACUGGAGUGGAAAUCAGACCUUUUGCAAAGCUGUUGAUUGUGGUCUUUUAUCAAAUCCCACGAACGGCUCCUCUUCUGGGGAAUCUACAGUGUUCCCCAAUAGUGUGCUAUUUGACUGCGAUUCAGGGUUCAUUCUCAGUGGAUCCCACGAAAGAAAAUGCCUGGCGAAUGGAUCCUGGAGCGGUUUCCCGACCGUAUGCAGUGCCGUUGACUGUGGUCCUCUAUCCGCUCCGAAGAAUGGUUCCUCAACUGGUAACUUAACAGUGUUUCCCAAUGGUGUAGCAUUUAACUGCGAUCCUGGAUUCCUUCUUAAUGGUUCUGCUACGAGGAAGUGCCAGGCAAAUGGAACGUGGAGUGGCUUACAAGCUGUAUGUAAUGCUAUUGACUGUGGUAUGCCCCAGCCCUUAAAGAAUGGCACCGUCAUCGGAGAAUUUACUGUGUAUCCCAAUUUUGUGACUCACAUUUGCGAUGAAGGAUUCGUUCUUCGCGGUCCUCCAAAAAUAAAGUGUCAGACGAAUGGAACCUGGAGCAAAAGUUCCACCUUUUGUGAAGCCAAGGAUUGUGGGGCGCCUGUUGUUCCUGUGAAUGGCUCUGCAACUGGACAAAAAACUACUUUUCCAAAUGAAGUUACCUUUAGCUGUGACGAAGGAUUUAUUUUGAAUGGUUCAACAGUCAGGCGAUGCCAGGCUAAUGGGUCCUGGAGUGGAGUUCAAACAUCUUGCAGAGCUGUCGAUUGCGGUCCUCUCUCGGCUCCUAAGAACGGAUCUUUCGUUGGUGACUCCACAGUCUUCCCUAAUAGCCUGCUCUUUGCUUGCAAUCUCGGAUUCAUUCUUGAUGGAUCCUAUAGGAGGACAUGUCAGGCAAACGGGACGUGGGAUGGGCUUGAAACUGUUUGUAUUGCAAAAGAUUGUGGUGCCUUGGAAAUCCCAGCAAAUGGUUCUUUACAUGGUGAUCUUACUACUUUUCCGAACAAGGUCGACUUUAGUUGUGACCAAGGAUUUCUUCUCAGCGGUUCGCAAACCAGGCGAUGUCAGGGAAAUGGAACUUGGAGCGGAAUUCAGACAUAUUGUGAAGCUGUAGACUGUGGCCCCUUGUAUGUUCCGAUGAACGGCUCCGCUUCUGGUAACUCCACGGUGUUCCCAAAUAGUGUGCAGUUUAGCUGUGACCCUGGAUUUAUUCUUAAUGGCUCUGCUGUGAGAACGUGUCAACCUCAUGGAACUUGGAAUGGGACUAAAACUGUAUGUGUGGCUGUUGAUUGUGGACCUUUACCUGUUCCUACGAAUGGUUCCUCUUCUGGAGACUCCACAGUCUUCCCUAAUGCUAUACAAUUUAGUUGUGAUCCAGGGUUCAUUUUGAGUGGAUCUGCCUCAAGGAUGUGCCAGACUAACGGAACAUGGAGUGGUUUCUCCAUUGAAUGUAGUGCUAUCGACUGUGGUUGGCCUGAGCCAUUACAGAAUGGAAGUAUCAUUGGAAAGUUUACUGUGUACCCGAACUCUGUGCGCCACAUUUGCGAUAAGGGAUUUGUUCUUCGUGGUUCUCCUGAGAUAAAAUGCCAGGCAAACGGAACAUGGAGCAAAACGUCUAGUUUUUGUGAAGCUAAGGACUGCGGUGCUCUUGAGGUCCCUUUGAACGGUUCUAUUACUGGACGUGAAACGACCUUUCCGAAUGAAGCCAUACUGAGCUGUGAUGUUGGGUUUAUUUUAUACGGAUCGUCAUUCAGGCGCUGUCAAGCAAACGGAACAUGGAGUGGUACUAAAACUGUUUGCAAAGCUGUUGACUGCGGCUCAUUAUCCGCUCCAAGGAAUGGCAGUUCACUUGGAAACUUUACGGUGUUUCCUAAUGAAUUAUUGUUCUACUGUGAUCCUGGAUUUUUGCUUGGUGGUUCCUCCACAAGAACAUGCCAGGCUAAUGGUACAUGGAGUGGAAUAGAGACAAUUUGUACUCCCGUGGAUUGCGGUCCGCUACGACCUUUGCAAUACGGGAGUUACAACGGGACAAGUACAGUGUUCCCAAACGUUGUGAAUGCAGUUUGUGAUAUGGGAUUCAUUCUUCGAGGAUCUUCUCGUAUUAAGUGUCAAGUAAACGGAACGUGGAGUUCGAAUGACACUUUUUGUGACGCAAAGGACUGUGGAAAUCUACCAAGGCCUCUCAACGGGUCCGUGAUCGGUGACAAGACGACGUAUCCAAGCGAAGUGGAAUUUGAGUGUGAUGCAGGAUUUAACCUCCAAGGAUCCACCAUCAGGAGAUGUGGGGCCGAUGGUCAAUGGAGUGGAGUGGAGGUUAAAUGCCGAGCGGUUGAUUGUGGUCCUUUAGCUAUUCCUGAACAUGGUUUUGCCCAUGGCAAUUCCACAACAUAUCCCAAUACGGUCACCUUUAGUUGUAACACAGGAUUUUCCUUACACGGAACAUCUUCCCGAACAUGCCAAGCGGACGGGACAUGGACGAGUGGAAAAACACAUUGCCAAGGAGAAGAUUGUGGAAAGCUACUGCCUCCCGUAAAUGGUUGGAUGUUUGGUUCCGACACAUCUCAUCCCAGUGAGGUGUUGUUCAGUUGUGCAACUGGGUACAGUAGGGUUGGGUCGUCUCAAAGAACUUGCUUGAGGAAUGGUUCAUGGAGUGGCCAACAACCGAAAUGCCUCCCGAACCGGUGUAGCCAGGCUCCGGAUGUCCCUGCGUUUGCAUACCAGACGUGGACAGCAAAGAACAAGCGCUAUGAGGACGGAGAACGCAUCUACUACAGCUGUAAAGCAGGCCUUAUGAUGGUCGGCAUUCCGAGGAGAACAUGUGUGAAGGGUCGCUGGACAAAAGCUAAUUUCCGCUGCAGCGCGCCAAGUUGUGAUGCUCCUCCAGUCCCAAAAUUUGCCUACCUUACAUUGGCACGUGGUGCACGGAGCAAAUACCUCAACGGUGAAACUGCAUACUACAGUUGUCAGGCUGGUUAUGAGCUGAUAGGAAUUCCUUAUAUUGAGUGUAAAGACAGCGGCUGGACAAAAAUAGACUUUAGUUGUAAAGGUACCUGUACUGUUAACAUAAAAGAGCGAAGAUCAUUUGUCUUUUGUACAAUUUUGAACUAUGUUGAUUUGGUUCGCCAAACUAGUGUCCAUGUAUCUCCCUCGGGUAAACAUGGCGGAAACGCCGACAGCAUCUUUAAAUUACCACGAGAAAAGGAAUUUUACGUGAUCAAAGAUGAAAAACCUAAUCCAUAAGAGAUAAACAUUGGAUCGGAAGUCAUCGUAGCUUCCAAAGACAAAGUCGGUUUUUCCCAAGGCAAAGUGACGCAGAAAUAUUACUCUUGGUAUGGAGUUGAACUUGGCAACGGAGAGACGAUUUGGGGCACUGUGGACGAAAUCAGGCUACUGAAAAGGCCAAUUUACUGUGAAAAAGAAUACAUAACGGCAUGA
Messenger RNA from Pocillopora damicornis (cauliflower coral), 12653 nucleotides. RefSeq names its product CUB and sushi domain-containing protein 1-like. Gene Ontology annotation, cellular component: extracellular region. Lineage: Eukaryota; Metazoa; Cnidaria; Anthozoa; Scleractinia; Pocilloporidae. The record is from RefSeq and is a predicted model, not a curated record. Gene Ontology annotation, molecular function: peptidase inhibitor activity.